This is a messenger RNA of Anopheles nili, 2184 nucleotides long. RefSeq names its product protein crooked neck (gene crn). The record is from RefSeq and is a predicted model, not a curated record. Bases 1 to 2142 code for a protein of 713 amino acids. Gene Ontology annotation, cellular component: precatalytic spliceosome; Prp19 complex; U2-type catalytic step 2 spliceosome. Gene Ontology annotation, biological process: mRNA splicing, via spliceosome; spliceosomal complex assembly. Lineage: Eukaryota; Metazoa; Arthropoda; Insecta; Diptera; Culicidae. The transcript is spliced from 2 exons. Gene Ontology annotation, molecular function: protein binding.
AUGGAGAAACCACAGAAAAUGCCCAAAGUGGCUAAGGUGAAAAACAAAGCACCGGCAGAGGUGCAGAUUACAGCGGAACAGCUGUUGCGCGAGGCGAAAGAACGCGAUCUUGAGAUCUUACCUCCGCCACCGAAGCAAAAGAUUUCCGAUGCCGCCGAGUUGGCUGACUAUCAACAGCGAAAGCGCAAAACUUUCGAAGACAACUUGCGCAAAAACCGUAUGGUUGUAAGCAACUGGAUCAAGUAUGCCCAAUGGGAGGAAUCGCAAAAAGAAAUCCAGCGAGCCCGGUCGAUCUGGGAGCGUGCGAUCGAUAAUGAGCAUCGUAACAUCACGAUAUGGCUGAAGUAUGCCGAGAUGGAGAUGAAACACCGACAGGUAAACCAUGCGCGUAACCUGUGGGACCGCGCGGUCACCAUAAUGCCGCGUGUGAACCAGUUCUGGUACAAGUACACCUACAUGGAGGAGAUGUUGGAGAAUGUGGCUGGUGCUAGGCAAGUAUUCGAACGUUGGAUGGAGUGGCAACCGGAAGAACAAGCCUGGCAAACGUACAUAAACUUCGAACUGCGCUACAAGGAAAUCGACCGGGCGCGAAUGAUAUACGAGCGGUUCGUGAUGGUGCAUCCCGAGGUAAAGUAUUGGAUCAAGUUCGCUCGAUUCGAGGAAGCGCAUGGGUUCAUCAACGGAUCGCGGACGGUGUACGAACGAGCGAUCGAGUUUUUCGGUGACGAUCACGCUGACGAGCGGUUGUUUAUAGCCUUUGCGAGGUUUGAAGAGGGCCAAAAGGAGCAUGAUCGCGUUCGUGUCAUCUACAAGUACGCGCUUGAUCACCUGCCUAAGGACCGCACGACGGAACUCUACAAGGCGUACACGAUCCACGAGAAAAAGUACGGUGAUCGUUCGGGAAUAGAGGACGUGAUAGUUUCCAAGCGGAAAUUUCAAUACGAACAGGAGGUUAACGAAAAUCCGACCAACUACGAUGCCUGGUUCGACUACUUGCGGUUGGUGGAGAACGAAAACGAACCUGAACUGAUACGGGAAACGUACGAGCGUGCGAUUGCAAAUGUUCCCCCUGCGAAGGAUAAGAAUCUUUGGCGGCGUUACAUCUAUCUUUGGAUUAAUUACGCCCUGUACGAGGAGCUGGAAACUGAGGAUCUCGAGCGAACGAGACAAAUUUAUCGCACAUCUCUUGAGUUGAUUCCGCACAAGGUGUUCACGUUCAGCAAAAUCUGGCUGCUGUAUGCGCAAUUCGAGAUACGAUGCAAAAACCUGCAAACCGCUCGCAAAACGCUCGGCAUGGCAAUCGGACGCUGUCCGAGAGAUAAGCUGUUUCGCGGUUAUAUCGACCUCGAGAUACAGCUGCGUGAGUUCGAUCGGUGCCGGAUUCUGUACGAAAAGUUCCUCGAGUUCGGUCCGGAAAACUGUACCACCUGGAUGAAAUUCGCCGAGUUGGAGUCGCUGCUGGGCGAUACGGAUCGAGCAAGAGCUAUUUACGAGCUUGCGAUCCAACAACCACGGCUCGACAUGCCCGAGCUGCUGUGGAAGAGCUACAUCGAUUUCGAAGUGCAACAGAGCGAGUUUCUGUUAGCACGCCAGCUGUACGAACGGCUGCUAGAGCGGACGAUUCACGUGAAGGUGUGGAUCUCGUACGCAAAGUUCGAAAUAAGUGCUGAAAAUGAGGAGGAAGGAUUGAACGUCCCACUCGCCCGGCGUAUCUACGAAAGAGCAAACGAAUGUCUCAAAAGCCUGGCGGAGAAGGAAUCACGUGUGCUGGUGCUAGAGGCAUGGCGUGAUUUCGAGCGCGACCACGGUGACGAAUCCAGCCUGAACAAGGUGCUAGAGAAAAUGCCCCGCAAGGUGAAGAAACGACAGAAAAUCAUCUCGGAGUCUGGCGUCGAGGAGGGUUGGGAGGAGGUAUUCGAUUUCAUCUUCCCUGAAGAUGAGAUGACACGUCCUAAUUUGAAGCUGCUUGCCGCUGCGAAGAACUGGAAGCGCAAACAAGACACGGAACCGCCCGUUACCGUCGAAAGAGCUGCAAGUAGCGAAGCCAGAUCUAGCGCACAAGAACCUGUUCCCGUAAACGAGGAGUUGUCACCUCCCGAGGAAAGUGAAGAACACUCGAACGAUGCCAACGAGGAGCAGUAAUUUUAGGAAAAGAAAUAAACCACUCGGUGCGGUUACGCAUUA